AUGUCCAAUAAUUCUCCCUGUCAAAGCCAAGAAAGUACAGAAAGCAAUUCAGAAAAUUCUAUCAAACAAAAUGUAAAUUUGGAUGCUUUACAAAAGUCCGCAUCGAACAUAUUUCACGUACAAUGUACCUCUAUACAAGAAUUUAGUGAAGGUGGUUUUCAUAAAGUGUACAUCUUAAAGAUGGAAGAUGGUAAAGAAUAUAUUGGAAGA
Messenger RNA from Racocetra fulgida, 210 nucleotides. Lineage: Eukaryota; Fungi; Glomeromycota; Glomeromycetes; Diversisporales; Gigasporaceae. The record is from the annotation of a GenBank genome assembly.